AUGGCUCUCGAGGAGCCUCCUCUACGUGGACAAGUUGUGAUGAGACUAGGCUUUUUUCUUCUGUUUGUCUUGCUAGGGCUCGAUUUGUCGUAUGCCAGCGCACCAAGUGGACCCUGGGAUGCCUUCAACCUCGCCCCAGAGUCCAAGACGGUGUAUCCAGCUGCAAUCCACUCCUCGCACGGCACUGUCAAAAACUCAAAUCUACUCGUUAAAAACAAAGGAAAAGCAUCUCUAUCAACCAACGGCUCGUGGAUUGCUCUAGAUUUCGGUAUCGAAGUUGGGGGCCUGAUUUCUCUCAACUUGAACGACAACCCAUCUCCAUCCUCGUUCUCCCUCUCGUUCACCGAGUCACCCGCAUUCAUCCGUCCCUCCGCAUCGGACGACUCGUCCUUUCCCUCUGCGAACACCACGUACGACGGUGUGCUGCAGGUGUCUGUACCCGCGCACGCAGGGUAUUGGGUGCAACCUGCAUCCUCUCUGCGUGGUGGGUUCAGGUACCUCACCGUCGUAUCCAACUCGGAAAAUGAUAUCACGCUGUCGAAUGUAUCCUGUGCUAUCUCGUUCGUCCCGCACUUGGAGAAUAUGCGGGACUACGCGGGGUAUUUCUACGCCAAGGAUCCACAGUCGAAAGACGAAGAUUUGUUAACGAAAAGUGAUAUGGGUAUCGCUGUGCCCACGCAGUUCGUCUCGACGAACGAUCUGAUCCCGACGCGGAAUGCAUUGUCGACGAUGUUUGCUGCUAUCAACCCUAAAACGGGUGCGCUCCCUGAAUCUGGUCCGCCGCUUAGCCAGCAGGGAUCGGAUACGUACCAUGCAUGGACGCUCAUUGGGACAUAUAACUAUGUUUUGUUUUCUGGGGAUGUUGAGUGGUUGCAGGGUGUGUGGGCGAAUUAUACGAAGGCGGUAGCGUUUUUGGAGGGUAAAGUGGAUGGGACGGGGUUGAUGGAUGUGACGGGUUUGAGAGAUUGGGCGAGGCAGGGCGGGGGAGGGUAUAACGCCGAAGGGAACGCAAUUCUGUACAAGGUGCUCACCACCGCAUCAUCCCUCGCAUCCACCAUGUCCCUCCCCUCCCUCUCCUCCACCUACUUACAAAACGCAACCGCACUCAAAUCGGCAUUCAACAACGCGUUCUGGCUUCCUAGUAAAGGGAUGUAUCGUGAUAAUCAGACGACGACGCUGUGUCCGCAGGACGCGAAUUCGUUUGCGAUCUUGUUUAAUUUGACGGAGAGGGAGGAGCAGAAGAGGAUGGUUAGUGAUGGGCUGGUGAGGAAUUGGAAUGGGAUUGGGCCUGUUGCGCCUGAGUUGCCGGAUACGAUUAGUCCGUUUAUAAGUGGUUUUGAGAUACAAGCACAUUUUGAGGCAGGGAACGACGCGCGGGCGAUGGAGCUCAUCCGCCGUACCUGGGGAUACAUGUUGACCACUGAUCUGUCAGUGCAGAGCACUUUGCUAGAGGGAUUCACAGCUAAUGGAUCACUCGCAUAUCGAUACAACCACGGAUACAACGACGAUCCAGCGUACACAUCACACAGUCACGGAUGGAGCUCGGGUCCCACUCCCGCGCUGACGUUCUAUGUCCUUGGACUAACGCUCACGGAACUGCAAGGCAGGACUUGGGCGCUUGCACCCCAUUUUGGAGGUGGGCUGCGAGCGGCGGAGGGUGGUUUUCAGACGGGGCUAGGGUGGUUCGGUGUCAAGUGGUCGGCUGUGUUUGGGGAGCAAGGAGAGGUGGAAAGUUUGAUGAUGAGUGUUGAGACACCGGAAGGGACGAAUGGGGUGGUUAUGCUUCCGAAAGGUAUUAAUGGAUGGAUUGCGGUGGAUGGGUCACGGCUGGAAAAUCUGAGCCUGCAGGAUAGUCGGGGGGUUACCUUGAGAUUGAUAGGAGGCAAGCACGAAAUCCAAGUACAACCCGUCUAA
Messenger RNA from Psilocybe cubensis, 1914 nucleotides. RefSeq lists its product as uncharacterized. Bases 1 to 1914 code for a protein of 637 amino acids. The transcript is spliced from 6 exons. Gene Ontology annotation, biological process: carbohydrate metabolic process. Lineage: Eukaryota; Fungi; Basidiomycota; Agaricomycetes; Agaricales; Agrocybaceae. The record is from RefSeq and is a predicted model, not a curated record.